Molecule: messenger RNA, 1958 nt
Organism: Paraphaeosphaeria sporulosa
Lineage: Eukaryota; Fungi; Ascomycota; Dothideomycetes; Pleosporales; Didymosphaeriaceae
Product: tryptophan synthase beta subunit-like PLP-dependent enzyme
Exons: 3
Coding region: 141-1784 (547 amino acids)
Biological process (GO): L-threonine biosynthetic process
Molecular function (GO): pyridoxal phosphate binding; threonine synthase activity
Source: RefSeq, a predicted model, not a curated record
GCUGCGAUAGCGGUCCGACCUUGAACCCCCACGGGGACUGCACUUUGUAAACCACAACUCGCUUCACGUUACUGGUGUUCGUGAGGCUCCACGUCUUUUCCGCAUUGCAAUUGAUUCUUUGACCUGGACUACCCAACGCUAUGGCUUCACAUACCGCGUCCCAGCGCUACCUGAGCACCCGGGGAGGGUCCUAUGAUUUCUCCUUCGAGGAAGUCGUACUCAAGGGCCUCGCCGCUGACGGUGGCUUGUUCAUCCCAGAAGAGAUCCCAGUACUUCCCAGCGACUGGGCUACCAAAUGGCAUAAUCUCUCCUUCGAGGACCUCGCAUACGAAAUCUUCUCCCUCUACAUCUCGCCGUCCGAGAUCCCCGCCGCCGACCUCAAAGACAUCAUCCGUCGCAGCUACGCUACCUUCCGCGCGAAUGACGUUACUCCGACCGUGACUCUUGACAAGGACAAGAACAUACACCUGCUAGAGCUGUUCCACGGGCCUACAUUUGCGUUUAAGGAUGUGGCGCUGCAAUUCCUGGGCAAUCUCUUCGAGUACUUCCUCGUCCGGAGGAAUGAGAACAAGAGCGGACGCGAUAGAGAACACCUGACUGUCGUUGGCGCAACGAGCGGAGACACUGGAUCUGCAGCCAUCUAUGGCCUGAGGGGGAAGAAGGAUGUCUCCGUCUUCAUCAUGUUCCCACAUGGCAAGGUCAGCCCGAUCCAGGAGGCACAAAUGACGACCGUACUGGAUGCCAACGUGCACAAUCUGGCUGUAGACGGCACGUUCGACGACUGCCAGGACUUCGUCAAGGCACUCUUCGCCGACCCAGAGAUGAACAAAACGCACAAGCUGGCCGCCGUCAAUUCUAUCAACUGGGCGCGCAUCCUUGCCCAGAUUACAUACUACUUCUAUUCCUACUUCAACCUGAUCCGGCAACAGUCCUUCCUCCCAGCCUCUAAGGUCCGCUUCGUCGUCCCGACGGGUAACUUCGGCGAUAUCCUCGCGGGCUACUUCGCAAAGCGCAUGGGCCUGCCGGCAGAGAAGCUGGUCAUAGCCACUAACGAGAACGACAUCCUGCACCGCUUCUGGGAGUCCGGUCGGUACGAGAAGCACACCGUGUACGGUGCGGCGGCCGAGGGCGGGUUCGCCGAGGACGGCGUCAAGGCGCACGAGAGCGGCGUCAAGGAGACGCUGAGUCCCGCCAUGGACAUCCUCGUGUCGUCCAACUUCGAACGCCUACUUUGGUUCCUCGCGUACGAGGUGUACAGCACAUCUGCGGACGCAGUGUCGCAGCGCCGCGCGCAGGCCGGUGACCACGUGAAGAACUGGCUCAACGAUCUCAAGGCGAAGGGCGGGUUUUCUGUCGACAAACAGAUUCUGGCUGCCGCGCAGGAGGACUUUUCUUCGUAUCGUGUCAGCGACGAGGAGACGAUUGAGUCCAUCAAGCAGACCUACGCCGCGCCUUCAUCUAAGGGCUACGUCCUUGACCCGCACACGGCUAUUGGUGUUGCGGCUGCGCUGCGCUCAGCAGAGGUCUCGGGCCCGCCGUCAACGCACCACAUCUCGCUCGCGACCGCACAUCCUGCCAAGUUCAGCAGCGCCGUCGAGCAGGCGCUGCCGGACGACAAGGCGUACUUUGUGGAGAAGGUGCUGCCGGAGGAGUUCAAAGGUCUGGAGGACAAGCCGAGAAGAGUGAGCCAUGUGAAAAAGUCGGAUGGCUGGCAGGGUGUGAGGAAAGUGGUGAUUGCUGAGGUAGAAGCGGAAUUACAAGCUGCGGAUAAGGCGGGGCGGUAGAUGGACGCUGAGUUAGUACGCUGGGUAUGAUACAUGUGGACACGAGAUGAAAAUGCGGGCUUGCCUAGAAGCAGAGAGGCUAUAGAUGUUCUUAUUCCCUGCUUUCUGGAUAUACGUGCACAUGUGAAAUUCGCCUUUAUUGAGAUGCGACGUCUCCAGUCACGUCAAAGAGAC